Hibiscus syriacus is the source of this 1467-nucleotide messenger RNA. RefSeq lists its product as uncharacterized. Bases 34 to 1446 code for a protein of 470 amino acids. The transcript has 4 exons. The record is from RefSeq and is a predicted model, not a curated record. Lineage: Eukaryota; Viridiplantae; Streptophyta; Magnoliopsida; Malvales; Malvaceae.
UGGUUUGAUUCAAGAUGUUGAAAUGACAGGAAAAUGGAGAGUUACAACCAAGGAUGGUUACUUUUGGUGGCGAUUUUGGUGACACUAAGUUUACCAUAUUCACAAGCCUUCCGGGGGAACGAAAAGAAGAUAAAAACUGCCGUUUUCCAGUCACCUAAGUUCGUGCUCGGACCGGGAGAGGUCGAAAAUAAGUUCUAUUAUAAUAUCGACUUUCCGAGUGGCCACAUCGGCUUGAAAAAUUUCAAUGCUGAAGUGAUCGAUGAGGCCGGGAACCCUGUUCCGCUGCUGGAGACGUAUCUGCAUCAUUGGGUGGCUGUUAGAUACCAUGUGCGCAAAGGCAUUAACAUAUCAGCGUUUUCUGACCAUGCAAAACUUAACAAGUCCAAUUAUAUUUCCGGAAGAAACAGCGGAGUUUGUCAGGGUACUCUGCUUCCCCAGUACUUUGGCCUCGGGUCCGAAUCAAGGCACACCACGAUGCGUAUUCCGGAUCCAUAUGGAAUACCAGUCGGUAAUCCUGCUGAGAUACCUUCAGGGUUUGAGGAACAAUGGAUGCUUAACGUUCACGCUAUCAACACAAGGGGUGUGGAAGACACGUUGGGAUGUGUUGAAUGCCGUUGCGAAAUGUAUAACAUUACGGUCGAUGAAGAUGGAAAACCUCUGAGGCCAGACUACAGAGGGGGUGUGUCAUGUUGCUACAAUGGCACGCGAUGCAAGGUAAAACAGGGAUUCCAGGAUGCUAGAAGAGCUUUUUACCUUCGAUACACCGUGAAGUGGGUCGAUAUGAAUAGCUUCGUCUUGCCUAUUAAAGUUUAUAUACUCGAUAUUACCGAUACUUGGAAAAGGGCAGGCAAUUCAACUGAGAUUAACGCUGAUCAUCACUGCAAGAUGGAAUAUGAAAUCGAACCUUGCGAUGCUACCAGAUUGGCUAACGAUGGAUGUAUCGACAACAGAAGGAUACGCCUUGAGCCAUUUAGUGGUUAUAUCAUAUAUGCUGUGGCACACCAACAUCCAGGGGCCCUUGGUUCUGCUCUCUAUAGAGAGGAUGGCCAGCUUUUGUGUUCUUCAAUACCAAGAUACGGGAAGGGAGAAGGACCGGGAGACGAAGCCGGUUCCGUUGUAGAGAUGACCAGCUGCCAUCUUCCACCGGGAACCGUCGAGAUAUCCAAAGGGGAAACCUUGAUUUUUGAAUCGAAUUACAGUAGAAUCUCACGUCAUAGCGGAGUCAUGGGGCUGUUCUACGUCUUGGUUGUUGACAAAUUGCCCAAGCCAAUGCACAACCGGCACAGUGUUGUUGGAACGCAGGAUACUACAACACUGUUAGCAAUCCUUUGGGCCGUGGUACCUAUGAUCGGUCUGGUGGCUGCUAUCGCCGUCGCCAUUAAUUAUCGAUAUAAGAGCGAGAAAGGUGACGGCUAUGAAGCAAUUCGAUAUGAAUGUGCUAAGUAAUGAGCUCUAGUCCUUAUUGCA